Molecule: messenger RNA, 1777 nt
Organism: Rubroshorea leprosula
Lineage: Eukaryota; Viridiplantae; Streptophyta; Magnoliopsida; Malvales; Dipterocarpaceae
Source: the annotation of a GenBank genome assembly
ACAAUGAAAACCAGAGAACCAAACCCUCCAACCUUCAACCCAAACAAGAACAACACAACCUAAUACAAAAGAGGAGUGCCUCUCCUUCCUCUGUGCCUUGUCAAGAUUCAGAAAAAUUGCAAACAUGGGUUGUGGUGAAUCCAAGCACCAAGUCGCCAAUGGAAGCGCCAUUGUCCGGAAGAAAUCAAGUAUUGCAUCUAGGUGGAGCAGAAGCCGGGAAACCUCCCAAGAAACAAGCACAAAAAAGGCCAGAACAACCUCGCCUGACCAAAGUAAAGGUGAGGAUAUCAAGAAUGUCUCCGGUGAAGGAGUGGUUAAAAGUGCAGAAACAAGAAAGGAGGAUAGCAACACAAGCACAUUGACGCAACAGAAAGAUGUUGUCAAGAAUGCAGGUGGGGUUGAAACUGCAGAAACAAAAACAGAGGAUGUCAAGAUUGAGGCUCCGGCAGAUAGGAAAGAAUUGAAGGAAGGAGAUGAAGAGGGCAAUGUUGUUCAGGAGAAAGAGCAAAGCAUUGGUUCGAAAAAAGAUGAGAAAGCUGUUGAGGGUAUUGCUUUAGAGGGAAAGUCUGGAAUGGGGAAUGAGUGUUUGGUUAGUGAGAAAGCGAAAGAAAAAGAAACUCCGGAUGAGAAAAAGAUUGAUCAAGAAAUAAAAGAAGAAAUCUUGGUGAAGGAAAAAGAAGCAGGGGAGCCUUUGAAGGAAGAGAAGGCCAAGGAAACAGAACCAGUGAAAAGCAUUGAAGCAGAGGAGCCUGUAAGUUUGAAGGAAACAGAAACGGAGAAACCCACUGAAGCAGGGGAGGCUGCAAAUGUGAAAGAAGAUGCCUUGGUCGAGGAAACAGGAGCGGUAAAAGCUGUUGAAGCAGAAGAGCCGACAGUUGUGAAGGAAGAUAACUUGGUCGAGGAAGCAGUAGCACUGGAAUCCAUUGAAGCAGAAAGACCAGUAAAUGUUGAGGAAGAUAACAAACCAGUAAAUGUUGAAGAAGAUAGCCUGGUUGAGGAAGCAGUGGCACUGGAAUCCAUUGAAGCAGAAAAACCAGUAAACGUUGAGAAAGAUAACAAACCAAUAAAUGUUGAGGAAGAUAACCUGGUGGAGGAAGCAGUGCCACUGGAAUCCAUUGAAGCAGAAAAACCAGUAAAUGUUGAGGAAGAUAACCUGGUGGAGGAAGCAGUGCCACAGGAACCCAUUGAAGCAGAAAAACCAGUAAAUGUUGAGGAAAAUAACCUGGUGGAGGAAGCAGUGCCACAGGCACCCAUUGAAGCAGAAAAACCAGUAAAUGUUGAGGAAGGUAACCUGGUGGAGGAAACAGAAACAGUACAAGCCAAGGAAGCAGCAGAGCCUGCGAGUUUGAAGGAAGAAAACUUGGUCAAGGAAACAGAAAGAGAAGUUUCAGAAACCCAAGCAGGAGUACAGGAUUUGAAUGAGAAUAAGGAGGAGGAACCUGCUGGCUCGGCAACAGAGGAAUUGAAUACGGCCUGAAGAUAGAAAUUGAAGACAACCCUGGCGCCUGUUCGGCAUCUGAAGUCUGUUCAUAAUGCUGUAUUGUUAUAUAUUUCGAUUUUAUGUACUGAAAUUGUGAUGCUUCUCUUAAAACCUGAACAUAAGGGUUGGGAAAUUUAAGAGGGAGCGUUAAAAGAAAGUACAAUGUGUUUGUCUCAUGGUAUAACAUGGCUUUUGCUAUUUACUGAUCUGCUUGAUGAUUCAAUGGUUUUUCUGGCAUUGUAAUGUCAUUAUAUGACUGAUGAUUUAUAUUUAAGGGAAUACAUGUGCUAUUGUAUU